Molecule: messenger RNA, 285 nt
Organism: Cyclospora cayetanensis
Lineage: Eukaryota; Apicomplexa; Conoidasida; Eucoccidiorida; Eimeriidae
Product: 60S ribosomal protein L37a-like
Exons: 3
Coding region: 1-285 (94 amino acids)
Biological process (GO): translation
Cellular component (GO): ribosome
Molecular function (GO): structural constituent of ribosome
Source: RefSeq, a predicted model, not a curated record
AUGGCAAAGAGGACGAAGAAGGUCGGCGUCGUGGGGAAGUACGGCACGCGCUACGGUGCGUCCCUUAGGAAAGUUGUUAAGAAAAUUGAGCUUCAGCAGCACGCCAAAUAUACGUGCCCCUUCUGCGGCAAGAUGGGCGUGAGGAGGCAAGCUGUGGGGAUUUGGCAUUGCCGCGGCUGUUCGAAGACGAUGACUGGUGGCGCCUGGACCCUGCAGACGGCGGCUGCUGCCACUGUUCGCUCCACUGUGGUACGCCUCAGGAAGCAGAUGGGAGAGUCGAAGUGA